UGGUUUUGCGUUUCAUGUUAUUAUUGUUGUGAUUAUAAACUUAAAGAAAUAUAAAAAGAAAAUAAAAUGAAAUCUUAAACUGUAAACAAGCUAUAAAGCAGGCGCAUAUUGUGUCAUUAUUUUCCCUUGUUUUGUGUUUUUUUUCUCACCCCCCUUUCCCCACAUACGUACGUAGAGCGAAAAUUGGAAAAACUACAAAAGGGUGGCAAAUUGUUGGACUCCCUGCAGGAGAAGAGAGAGGAUUGUAUUCGAACCCUGCUGGCCGCUGACGGUGUGCCAGCCACAAGACUCGAGCAAUUGUUUGACUUUGAUUCGCCCAUCGAAAGCGGCCGUUUGCAUCGUCAUCUAAUUCCCGUGCAGGCGGUAACAGUGGGCGAAACACUUCAGAUUGUGAACUACGACGCUCUCGAGGAUCAGACGCAAGACGAAGAGCGAAAGGAAAGCAGCAACCAGACGUACACGAAAAGGAAGUCAUAUAGAGUGGCGUAUAAUGGACUCAACGUUUGGCAAAGUGUUUUUGUUUCUCACUGAUUUGGCGUGGAAGAGUCGCUUAACCAUACCAGUUCUAGUGACGACAGCCUUCCUGGUCAUGGACAUUCGGCUGCAGAUUGAGAUUAAUAUAGAGACGGGUCAAGUGAAUGCCAGCGAUAUGGAGGAGGCCGAGGCCUUUGAGGAACACCUGAUCGGUGGUCAUGAUUUGGAUGAGGAGAGCGAGUAUUCGGAUGAUCUCGAGGAUCACAGCGAGUACAGCAAUGGAGAUGGCGGCAACACCAGCAACAGCAGCAACAGCUUACGCUACAGCGUCGAUAACUACGAUGAUCUGGGCUCCGAGUAUGAUAAUGAGCAUGAUAUUGAAGCUUAUUUUGUGAACGAUAGACAUCUAGCUUCCACUUUGAAUUUAAAUUAAAUGAGUAAUGCACGAGAUGAUAUUUACCAUAUAUAUAAAAUUAGAUAUAUAAAUAUAUAUAUGUUCAUAUGUAUGCAUGCCUAUAGUAAAGUAUGUAACGUAUAUAUGUAUUUCGGUUUAAUUAUAAUCACAAAAAUAUGAAAUCAGAUCUCAAAGCCAGUCAA
This is a messenger RNA of Drosophila grimshawi, 1071 nucleotides long. RefSeq lists its product as uncharacterized. The coding region runs from base 491 to 907 and encodes 138 amino acids. The transcript is spliced from 2 exons. The record is from RefSeq and is a predicted model, not a curated record. NCBI's taxonomy places the organism in Eukaryota, Metazoa, Arthropoda, Insecta, Diptera, Drosophilidae.